Molecule: messenger RNA, 1008 nt
Organism: Encephalitozoon romaleae SJ-2008
Lineage: Eukaryota; Fungi; Microsporidia; Unikaryonidae
Product: DnaJ-like N-terminal domain-containing protein
Exons: 1
Coding region: 1-1008 (335 amino acids)
Source: RefSeq, a predicted model, not a curated record
AUGAGUCUAUACGACGUGCUAAAAAUUCCAAAGGACGCAACCAAGGAAAAUGUGGAAAGAUCUUACAGAUUUCUUGUAAGGUUAUACUGCCAAAGCAAGAACGAAAUGAGUCCAGAUAGAUUUGCAGAGAUCAACAAAGCAUACACAAUAUUGAAGGAUAAAUACAAAAGGGAUUUUUAUGAUAUAUUUGGAGAAGUAUCUGUGCAACUUCUUCUGCACAACAAGGACUCAUAUAUCAUAACAAGAAUGUUUGAUAGACUUAACAUAUGCUUCUAUCUCGUCACACUCGUAAUAUAUAUAAGCACGCUAUUAGCACUACCUUCGAUAGUUGCACAUGGAAAAUGCAGCAGCAUAGUCAUGUCUCUUCCAUUUGCUGUAUCGUCUGUAACUCUCACCAUCCCAAUGGCCAGAUCCCUGUCUGCGUUGUAUUGGGUCUAUGGGGUUGGGACAGAGUUAAAGAGUAUGAUAUUUAGAUCUAUGGAGAUCAACAUAGCAACACUUCACAUCCUCAACUAUGCAUUAUAUGCUGAUGGAUUCAUAGACAUCCUCUUUUCGGGAGCUAUAUUCUUAGUAGUGGAGAUCCUAUCUACAAUCAAUACCAUAUAUUAUCACAAUGAUAAGCAGAAGUUUUUUCUUCAAGCCAAAAAGAAUAUAAUAAUAGGAAAAAUGAUCAGGGCCGCACUCUUUGGACUGGUUUUGGUACCAAUAAUCCCUUCCUUUUUGAAGCCUCUUUUGUUUUUUGUUCAGAUUCUUUGGGGGAUAUACAGCAAAAGGUAUUCUCUGAAGGUCAAUAUGUGUAUAUUACUUCUACCAAUACUGUAUAUAUCCACAUUCUCUCUUGUGCUAGCAGGAUUUCGUAGUGUUUUAAUAUACUUGCCUUUAUGGAUAUUUGGAUCUGUGGUUAUGGUAGUAUUGGCGCUUGUGAUUUCAAACGUUGUGAGCAACAUUCCUAGGAGCAGAUAUGAUAUAAGAGAAGUUGAGGCGCUUCCAUAUUAUGAUGUAGUGUAA